AUGCCCUCCAGCAAUCCUUUGCCACCCAAAGAAAAUGCCUUGUUUAAACGAAUUCUGAGAUGUUACGAACACAAACAAUAUAAAAAUGGGAUAAAAUUUGCAAAGCAAAUUUUAUCAAACCCGAAAUUUAGCGAACAUGGCGAGACCUUGGCAAUGAAAGGUCUGACUCUAAACUGCUUAGGUCGCAAGGAAGAAGCAUAUGAUCAUGUACGGCGUGGUCUCAGGAAUGAUUUGCAGUCUCAUGUUUGUUGGCACGUUUAUGGACUUUUACAACGCUCGGAUAAGAAAUAUGAUGAAGCUAUCAAGUGUUAUAGAAAUGCCCUUAAAUGGGACAAAGAUAACAUUCAAAUUCUUAGGGACUUAUCGUUGCUUCAAAUACAAAUGAGAGAUCUGGAUGGCUACAAAGACACAAGAUAUCAGUUGUUUAUGUUACGUCCUACACAACGUGCUUCAUGGAUUGGUUUUGCUAUCUCAUAUCAUUUAUUAAAAGACUAUGAAAUGGCGCUUAAAAUUUUAGAUACAUUUAGGAAUUCUCCAAUGAUCUGUUAUGAUUAUGAACACAGUGAAUUGUUGUUGUAUGAAAACAUGGUUAUCCAAGAAUCAGGAGAAUGUGAACAAGCAUUGAAACAUCUCGAUAAAUAUAGUGAUCAAAUUUGUGAUAAAGUUACUGUGAAAGAAACAUAUGGUAAAUUAAGAUUACAGUUAAAACAAUAUGCAGCAGCAGCACAAGUUUAUAAGGAGCUUUUAAAUAUAAAUCCUGAAAAUACAACAUACUAUGCUAGGCUAGCAGAGGCUGAGAGACAUACUAAACCCGAUGAAACAUUAGCUACGCUCCAAAGAUACGAAGAACUGUUUCCUAGAGCGCUAGCGCCACGACGCUUACAACUAAAUUAUGCUGUAGGAGAUGAAUUUAAAGCAUUAGUUGAUCGGUACUUACGAAGAGGUCUUCAUAAAGGUGUACCACCUUUGUUUGUAAACCUUCGUUCCCUCUAUAGCGAUCAACAGAAAGUUGAUAUUAUACAGUCUUUAGUUUUGGAAUACAAGGAAGCGUUGAAGGUUCACGGACAUUUUAGCGAUCAAGAAAGAGAUAAUCCACGCGAGCCAGCUUCGGCAUUAUUGUGGACUUACUAUUAUUUAGCACAACAUUACGAUCAUCUUGGACUUACAGAAAAAGCACUGAAUGAAAUCGAUGCUGCCAUAGAACAUACUCCUACACUUAUAGAACUUUUCGUUACCAAAGGACGCAUUUAUAAGCAUGCCGGCGAUGUCCAAGAGGCUUAUAAAUGGUUGGACGAAGCACAAGGAUUAGACACUGCAGAUCGAUAUAUUAAUUCGAAAUGUGCCAAGUACAUGUUGCGCGCAAACCUUAUUAAAGAAGCUGAAGAGACUUGUGGAAAGUUCACUAGAGAAGGAGUUUUAGCCAUGGAAAACCUAAACGAAAUGCAGUGUAUGUGGAUUCAGACAGAAGCAGCUAAUGCUUAUAAACGUCUUGGAAAAUAUGGGGAGGCAUUGAAGAAGUGUCAUGAAGUUGAUAGGCACUUUUCCGAAAUCAUAGAAGAUCAGUUCGACUUUCAUACGUAUUGUAUGAGAAAGAUGACCUUGCGAUCUUACGUGGGUCUCUUAAGGUUAGAAGAUGUGCUACGAUCUCAUCCGUUCUACUUUAAGGCAGCGCAAUGUGCAAUCGAAGUGUAUUUACGGCUGUUCGACGAUCCUCUACCCGAUCCAACGCAAUCCCAAGAAAUCGACACUGAGAAUUUAGCGCCGUCAGAAUUGAAGAAAUUACGGAACAAGCAGAGAAAGCAACGCAGAAAGGCUGAGUUGAAGCGACAACAAGCUGCUCAAGCACAAGAGAAAAGGGAGCAGCACAAUAAGUCGCGACAACAGGCUGAUCCCGAUUUAGAACAACCCACGUUAGACGAACUUAUACCGGAGAAACUGGAGAGGGUCGAGGAUCCAUUGGAGCAGGCAAUCAAAUUCUUAAAACCUCUGCAAGAACUGGCAUCGGACAGAAUAGAGACACAUCUUAUGGCGUUUGAAAUUUAUCAUCGUAAAUGUAAAACGUUGUUGAUGCUUAGGUCGAUUAAACGUGCACACAAUCUAGAUCCAAAUCAUCCUGAUCUUCACACGUGUAUAGUAAAUUUUAUAUUACACAUAAGCCAUUUAGGAUUAGAAAAACCAGUGGGCGAGGUCGUAAAACGGCAAACAGCUGGGAUCUAUUCCACAUCAAGCACAAUGUACUUUACGCUCUUCCACUUCAACGCUGAAUUUCUGAAGAAGAAUCGAAACUCACUGCCGCACCUUCUACAGGCUGCAAAGAUCAUGGAUUUCUUGGAUAUGUCCCCUGUUCUCGAAGAGACAGCUCUCUCAGUGGUCACGAAUAUCGACAAUCUCGAAGGUGUGACGCUAGAGAAUUGUACAAAGGUGCUAGAAUCGAUGCGUAACGGUGACUUUGGGGAUUGCGACGCCGCGAUAGCCGAUUUCAUGGCAAAAUGCCAUAAACGUUUCCCGUACGCUACGGCUUUUCGGCCUCCGGAAACAAAGGCGACGACCAACCAUCAGGAGAAAGAGAAUUCUAUCAAAAACUGAUCGAGGCACGCACUGUCCAGCGUUACUGAUCUACUACGUAGUUAGACGAUGUAAUUACGUGGAGGAGCGUAGAGCAUUUACGAAGAUCUACGGUGAAAUUCGUCGAAUGGAAGCGUACGAUAUAACGACGGACAUAGUGAAGGGAAGCGAAAUUGGCGGAUUUAAUUAAUAAUUAUUACACAUGUAUUAUAUAUACACGAACCGUUCCUGGAAGGUUUCAAGUAGUGCGAAAGAAACAGUGCUGGAACAGUGCUGGAUAAACAAUCUUAAUAAAUUAUAAUACGAAGAGGCGCGAGAACAGUGCCUCCGAUGACAUGGUCCCGAAUUUUAGGUGAACGAAGAAAGGUUGGCUUAGCUAAUAUUAAUUAACAAUUGGAACAGAUAGAAUUAACUCCGCUGGUCGCUCUAACGACAAAGCGGCAACGCUAAAUGGAAAGAUCAACGGCAAAGUGUGAAAUGUUUUAGUGUAACGGGAUUUAAGGGAGGGCGGUUGAAAUAUGGAGGGAUAAUUACAACGGGCGGGGAAAGUACAGUGUGUAAAUUAUAUGACGUGCGAAACUAACACAUUGGUACAAAAUACAAGACUUGUAUACAUUCAUAUGCGCGUUCUAUGGAUAUUUCUACUUGAUGUUAAAGUGUACUAUUUUCAGCGAUAUCCGCAUAAAACACUCUACUGUGUAGAGUUUGAAAACUAAGACGAUCAUCGAGCACCCGAUAUAAUUGUACCGCGCAUGUUCGUCGCUACAUUUGAAUAGACUUUGUUCCAAGUCAUAUACUAUCUUCUAGUUCACUUCAUUCGCGAACCGUUUACACAAAGUGAACAUACGAUCAUAACGUUUUCCUUCUAGAUACACUAAUUUUAUUUCUGUGUUCGAGGCCAGGGUAAUGAUCUACGUUUGGAUUGGAGCCCUGAUAAUUCCAUCGAGAAUAGUCAAUAACGAAGUAGUGUCCAUUUGCGAAAGUCUUUGUGAGAGUUACUAAUAAGAACAAUAAAGUGCGUAUUGUAUACGCAAAUUACCAAAGUAUAAAUACGAUAAAUCGAAAACAAUAAGUGUUGAUAGAAACAAAAAAAAAAAAUA
Molecule: messenger RNA, 3665 nt
Organism: Osmia lignaria (orchard mason bee)
Lineage: Eukaryota; Metazoa; Arthropoda; Insecta; Hymenoptera; Megachilidae
Gene: Naa15-16
Product: N-alpha-acetyltransferase 15/16
Biological process (GO): N-terminal peptidyl-methionine acetylation
Cellular component (GO): cytoplasm; NatA complex
Molecular function (GO): protein binding
Source: RefSeq, a predicted model, not a curated record